This is a messenger RNA of Scleropages formosus (Asian bonytongue), 2293 nucleotides long. It is a transcript of the gene cnnm1, whose product is annotated as cyclin and CBS domain divalent metal cation transport mediator 1. The transcript has 7 exons. Bases 53 to 2203 code for a protein of 716 amino acids. Gene Ontology annotation, biological process: transport; magnesium ion homeostasis. Gene Ontology annotation, molecular function: transmembrane transporter activity. Gene Ontology annotation, cellular component: plasma membrane. NCBI's taxonomy places the organism in Eukaryota, Metazoa, Chordata, Actinopteri, Osteoglossiformes, Osteoglossidae. The record is from RefSeq and is a predicted model, not a curated record.
CGGAGCACGUGACGCCGCUCUCCAGCGCUCCUCUCCCGACUCAUUGAGCAUCAUGGCUGCGGAUGCUGCGCCCGCGCUCCCGUCGGCGCCGCUGCUGCUGCUGCUGCUGCUGCUCCUGUGCGGCUGGCUGCCGGGGCGGGCGCGAGCUCUGCUCGGCUUCCGGCCCGAGGAGACGGGCGCGGGCGUCUCCGUGCAGGACGGCGUGCUGAGAGCCACGGAGGGCACGCGCUUCAUGCUGCGCGUGUACUACUCGUGGUCGCCGCAGCAGCAGCGGCUCAACCGCACGGCGGGCGGGCGCGCGAGCGCCGCCGCCGCCGCCGCCGCCGCCUCCGCCGCCCCCUGGAUCGCGUUCAUCGAGGAGGCGGCGGCGGCGGCGCACCCGGCGAAGCGCAACCUGUGCGUGGACAAGAGCGCGCGCACGUCGGACAUCGAGCUGCUGGGCUCCUUCAGGUCGGCGUCGAGCCAGAACUCGGUGCUCGUGGAGCUGCUGGCCAAGGAGCUGCGGCGCGGCGAGAAGAUCAAGUACUACUCCAUGUGCGCGUUCGACGGCGCCAAGUGGGAGCACUUCCGCACGCGCGACUUCUGGCUCGCCGUGGUGGAGCGCGCGCCCGAGGCCGACCUCUGGCUCCAGGUGCUCAUCUCGGUGCUGCUGCUCGGCCUCUCGGCGCUCUUCAGCGGCCUCAACCUGAGCCUGCUGGCGCUCGACCCCGUGGAGCUGCAGGUGCUGCAGAACAGCGGCACGGACAAGGAGCAGAAGUACGCGCGCCGCAUCGAGUCCGUGCGCCGGCACGGCAACUACGUGCUGUGCACGCUGCUGCUGGGCAACGCGCUCAUCAACACGUCGCUGGCCGUGUGGAUGUGCCAGAUCCUGGGCAUGACGUGGCUCUCCACGGUGCUCUGCACCUUCGCCAUCUUCUUCCUGGGCGAGAUCCUGCCGCACUCGGUGGCCUCGCGCCACGGCCUCGCCAUCGCCUCCAAGACCAUCUGGGUGACGCGCCUGCUCAUGGUGCUCUCCUUCCCCGUGUCGUACCCCAUCAGCAAGCUGCUGGACCUCAUCCUGCACCAGGAGAUCAGCAACUUCUACACGCGCGAGAAGCUGCUCGAGAUGCUGCGCGUGACGGACCCGUACCACGACCUGGUCAAGGAGGAGCUCAACAUCAUCCAGGGCGCGCUCGAGCUGCGCACCAAGACCGUGGAGGACGUGCUCACGCCGCUCACCGACUGCUUCAUGCUCGCCUCCGACGCCGUGCUCGACUUCGGCACCAUGUCCGAGGUGAUGCAGAGCGGCUACACGCGCAUCCCCGUCUACGAGAACGAGCGCGAGAACAUCGUGGACAUCCUCUUCGUCAAGGACCUGGCCUUCGUGGACCCGGACGACUGCACGCCGCUCAAGACCAUCACGCAGUUCUACAGGCACCCGAUGCACUGCGUGUUCAACGACACCAAGCUGGACGCCAUGCUCGAGGAGUUCAAGAAAGGUAAAUCCCACCUGGCCAUCGUGCAGAGGGUGAACAACGAGGGCGAGGGAGACCCCUUCUACGAGGUGAUGGGCAUCGUCACCCUGGAGGACGUCAUCGAAGAAAUCAUCAAGUCGGAGAUCCUGGACGAGACCGACCUGUAUACCGACAACCGCACCAAGCGGCGAGUCUCGCACCACGAGCGCAAGCAGCAGGACUUCUCCAUCUUCAAGCUGUCGGAGAACGAGAUGAAGGUGAAGAUCUCGCCGCAGCUGCUGCUCGCCACGCACCGCUUCCUGUCCACAGAGGUGGAGCCCUUCAAGCUCGCGCACCUGUCCGAGAAGAUCCUCCUGCGGCUGCUCAAACACCCCAGCGUGGUGCAGGAGCUCAAGUUUGACGAGAAGAACAAACGGGCCCCGCAGCACUUCCUGUUCCAGCGCAACAAGCCCGUGGACUACUUUGUGCUGGUGCUACAGGGUCGCGUGGAGGUCGAGUUCGGCAAGGAGGCCCUGCGCUUCGAGAACGGCGCGUUUGCGUACUUCGGCGUGCCCGCCAUCAUGCCGUCGCUCUCAGCAGUCCACAGGUCCCCGUCGCGCAGCAGCGGACUCAACCACUCCGACUCCAUGACCUACGGCGGCAGCUCGAGCCAACUCAACAGCAGCGGCGGCGCAUACCUGCCGGACUACACCGUGCGCCAGCUCACCGACCUGCAGAUCAUCAAGCUCCCCGCAGACCCCCGACACUGAUGCCCAGGUGAAUGAGGGUAGCACCCCGGCGCAGACCCCCGCUCCAACCCCUGAGGCCCCCUUGCCGGACAGCGGAGGCGGGCCCCUCGC